Molecule: messenger RNA, 393 nt
Organism: Cotesia congregata
Lineage: Eukaryota; Metazoa; Arthropoda; Insecta; Hymenoptera; Braconidae
Source: the annotation of a GenBank genome assembly
AUGGCAUUAUUGAAGUUUCGUGUUGUCACUAUUGUAGCUGCCUUUUGUUACCUUACUAUUAUUGACAGUGCGGCUAUUACUGGGGAGGUAACCGAAAAAUUCGACCGCGGUGCUUUGGAUGACACGCCAGAGUUAAAUUUUGAACAUGGUACUGAAAUUAGUGUCAGUAAUAAAACCAAGAACACUAUUUGCGAUAAACAGCCAUGUGCUUGGGCUACUUAUCAUCCCAUUACACGGAGAGUUAACGACUAUAUAACGAAUACCUGUAAAUGCUCAGAGCAAAAGCCCAGUUGCGAAAAGACACACGAUGACUUGUCUAUUAGCGCUUACGUUCAUCAUUGUCGUCCGAGUACAAUUAAUAGUGAAAAUCCGGAAAUUCCUGACGAAAACUAA